UCACUGUUCUCUAAUUGGCAGUAUUAUUACGUUAUACAUUCAUAGGACACAGGGUAAAAGUUAUAACAUUAACCAGAUUAAAAUAUUUAUACACAAAUGAUGGUUACAUAUUUACGUAAUAAAUUUUUUUUAAAUUAUGGGUUAUCUUAAAAUUCAUUUAUUUUUCUGUUCAAUUUGUAUUAUAUUCCAGGGUAUUUUACUACUUAUCAGCUCUUCAGUUUUAGCAAUUCUCUUAAUAUUGUUUGUUGCUAUCAAACGAAUUCAUCGUGUUCAUUUAAAAUCGAAUCAUUUUGAAUCACAUGUUCAAAAUUUUCAAAUGACAUCAUUUGAUAUUAAUUCAUUAAAACAAAUGAAUAAAUUUCAAGAUGGAAGAAAGUUAGAAACUAGCGCUGAAAAAUUAAGAAAUUCAAAAUUGAAUGAUUAUAAUUCUCAAACGAUAAUAAAUGAUCAUCAUCAUCAACAUCAACAACAACAAUAUGAAAAUGAACAGAAAGUUCAACCAAUACGAAUUACACCGAAUCCAUUUGUUAAUCAAUCUAAUAUGAAAGAAUAUGAAGCAAAAACUAUUUUGUUGGAUGAAAAACGUUAUGAUGCCUCUUUGAAUAUGUCAUCAUCAAUAUAUAAUAAUCUUAAUAGUGGAUCACCAAUUGUAUGUAAUCCAACAAUUCAAUUAUAUGAAAAUCCAUUAAGAUCUGAUGAAGAAGAUGAUGAUGAUUUUCAAUGUUCAUGCAGUGAAAAUAAUACUGAUGAUCAUGUAAAUUUAAAUAAUUAAUUGAAGAAAUAAAAAAUAAUUCUAAUUAUGAAAAUGAAAAGUAUCUGAAUGAAUUCAACAAAGAAGGAGAUGAUGUAGAAGAAGAAGAAGAAAAACAACAACAACUCAUAUAAGACAACAUGGACACAUUGACUUUCUUUACUGUACUCAUUUGUUUCUGAUAAUUAUGGUAAAUGAUCUCUAUAAUGGCAUUUAGUUUAGGCUUAUUUUUCAUUCUUGUUAAGUCAAUAUGUUUACUUAUUAUUUAUUCAUUUCAUUGAUCAAGUUACUUAUCAAAUUUCCUCUUUUUUCUCAAUAUUUUCAAUAUGUUCCCUUAUCGGUGAUCUUGGUCGUAAAAAGAAAAAAAUUCUCUAUCAUCAUUUAUUGUUUGCCCUUUUUACCCCCUACCAUCACUACCACCACCCAUAUCUGUAUUACUCACACAUUACAUUUUUGCACUGUUUUCAAUAUUUUGGUAAUCAUAGUCAUACAUGAUUAGUUUCAAAGUACCAUUCACUAUCUGCAUGGCAUUUAUUUGUUAUUUAAAAGCAAAGAACUAAUUUUUUUCAUUUUGCUGGGGUU
Messenger RNA from Schistosoma spindalis, 1333 nucleotides. The record is from the annotation of a GenBank genome assembly. NCBI's taxonomy places the organism in Eukaryota, Metazoa, Platyhelminthes, Trematoda, Strigeidida, Schistosomatidae.